This is a messenger RNA of Paralichthys olivaceus (Japanese flounder), 1806 nucleotides long. RefSeq names its product retinoic acid-induced protein 3. NCBI's taxonomy places the organism in Eukaryota, Metazoa, Chordata, Actinopteri, Pleuronectiformes, Paralichthyidae. The record is from RefSeq and is a predicted model, not a curated record. Gene Ontology annotation, cellular component: plasma membrane; extracellular exosome; signaling receptor complex. Gene Ontology annotation, molecular function: protein kinase activator activity; G protein-coupled receptor activity. Gene Ontology annotation, biological process: G protein-coupled receptor signaling pathway.
GCAGCAGGAGGGGUCUGAAAUGGAAGGUAUGAGUAAGGGGUGCAGGUUUCUCUUGCUCUUGCCCAACCUGGUUAUGUGAGGUGAAAACAAUCCUCUCUCCCGUUGGCUCCACCAGCUUCGCCUCUCUUCCUCAUCCCGAGCUCUUCCUGUUGUCUCGUCCCGGCGGAGACAUGGACACAUCGUCAGGAUAGUGGGGGAGCACGGCUGAAACGGUGAACUUCAAAUUAAAGACUUCACACUCACAUCCCAGAGGAUAAAAAGGCGUACAAACCACCUGCCACAUCAGAGGAGGGUUUAGAGGAAGGACUGAAUCCCUGCGUGGAUUACUGAGAUGAACAUGGCCUUUUUAUCUGUGGAGCACAAAUCCCUUCUCUCGCUCCUCCUCCUCCUCUAUCUCACCUGUCUGAGCCAGUCGACCAACAGCAGCUCAACCGGUCCCUCGAUCAACACCACAACCUCUACUUCCUCAAACGCCACCCUCCUGAAGGGCGUGCCGGGCUGCGGCAAAGGGCUGCACCCCAUCUACAGGUACCUGUGUGACCGCCGGGCAGCAUGGGGGAUCGUGCUGGAGACCCUGGCCUCCGCGGGCUUCCUCUUCAGCAUGGGCCUCCUGCUUGGCCUGCUGCUCUGGUCCCUCUGCCUCUGCGUCUCAUCUAAAACUAGGCGCAGCAGCAUCGGAGGCACAGUGGCCUGCAUGUCCAUGUUCUUGUUCGCCACGGCCGGGAUCUUCGGCCUGACCUUCGCCUUCAUCAUCCGUCUCACGGCUCAGACCUGCCCCACCAGGAUCUUCCUCUUCAGCGUGCUCUUCGCUCUGGCGUUCUCCUGCCUGCUGGCUCGCUGUCUCGCCCUGCUGGGCUUCGCGGCGACCCGGGGCUGGGGGGAGCCCGCCGUGGCCCUGGGGCUCUUCACCGUGCAGGUCAUCAUCUCCACGCAGUGGCUGAUCCUCGUGUUGGUGCGGGACAAGAGGCCGUGCGAGUACAGCCAGGAGGAGUUUGUCAUGCUGCAGAUCUACGUGCUGUGCCUCCUGGCCAUCAGCAUCAUCCUCUCCAUGCACUUCCUGUGCCGCUCCUGCUCCACGUACAGCUACAGCUACACCGGACCCACGAACCAGCAGGGGAGACAACAGGCCGCCAUGGUCGUCCUCACCCUGCUGCUGUCCGCCUGCGUCUGGGUGGUGUGGAUCACUAUGCUCACCAGAGGAAACCCUAAGUUGGGCCGCCGGCCUCAAUGGGACGACCCACUGCUGAGCAUCGUGCUGGUGGCCAACGGUUGGGUGUUGCUGAUGGGACACGGGUUGUCCCAGGUUUCCUUCCUCUGCAGGGGCGAGGCAAACUCCAAGGACGUCCCUCUGAGCUUCGCCGGCUGGACCAGCCAGAGCGCCGACAUCCCAGGGCUGAGGAGUCCGAAGGAGGGAAGAGAAAACGGAAGCUUUGAGACGGAAGCAGAGAACAGGAGAGGCAGGAGAACCGACCCGUCGCUGCGCUCCCCCUACGAGUCUGGAUUCUCCAUGACAGAUAUCGACCCCGACAAAGAUUACACAAUCCCUCGCCCCGAGACCAACUGCAGCGAACCCUUCGACGAAUAUUACCAAGAUUAAACGACUCGGCACAAACGUUUUCUCGUGCGAAUGUAGAUAUUUCUGAGUCGUGUCAUUAGAAAUGUUAUUUCAAACUCGGCAGCGCGUGAUUCAUCCCAGUUUCUUCACCGAGGGUCAGAUGGGGUCAGAUUGUCUCAGAUUGUUACUGGCGGGAAAUCCACAUCACAGAAACUUAGCAGAAGUGAGUCUUUAUGAUGUGAGCCCGUCUG